Molecule: messenger RNA, 761 nt
Organism: Rubroshorea leprosula
Lineage: Eukaryota; Viridiplantae; Streptophyta; Magnoliopsida; Malvales; Dipterocarpaceae
Source: the annotation of a GenBank genome assembly
CACCAAGCUUUUGUGAUCUCUUCAUUGAGUUUAUCUUUUCAGUCCUGUCUGCUUGCUGUAGCAUCUGCAAUGGACACUUCCAAUAUCCUUGGAGGCAAUGAAGAGGAACAUGACAGCAGUGAGUCAGGAUGGACUGCAUAUAUUGGCUCCCCCACACCUGAAAAUCUUCCAUCUGAUGAACAGGAAGACAUCUACAGCAACAAAAACAAGUGUAGCAUUAAUAAAUAUAACAACGAUGAUGUUGAGGAGAGUGAUGAUUCAAUGGCUUCAGAUGCCUCUUCCGGACAAAGUCAUCGCAAGCUUCCAUACAAAAACAGUAAGCGUGGAGGGAGGGAUCGUUACCAGCGGGUAGCUACUAAGUAUUCCUCUGAAGAAAAACUGCACAAGCAGGUAGUCAAAGACCAAAGAAAAAGCAAGACAGAAAAGAAGUCAGUGCUGAAAGCAAAGGGCGCUACUAGUCAUGUUUCAAAGUGGAGCUAAGGUGAGGAUGAGCCAGGUAGGGUAGGCCUUUCCCAUAUUUUCCAAUUCUCCUAGAAUGUGUUGCAGAAAUACAUUCCAAGAAAAUGACAGCACAUCAAAUCUAUGAUUCUGAAAUUUCAGUGUGAAUGUGGUGGUGAAAUAGUGCAUGACUGGAUGGUGUGAAUAUUUCAUGGAUGAAUAUGUCUAAAUGUAUUUUAUGGGUUCAACGAUGUAUCAGCAGAUGAGCUCUAUCACUCUCGUUAGUAUUACUAUUUUCUGCAAAACAAAAAGUGUUCCGAAUG